Theileria annulata is the source of this 570-nucleotide messenger RNA. RefSeq names its product ubiquitin-conjugating enzyme, putative. Bases 1 to 570 code for a protein of 189 amino acids. The record is from RefSeq and is a predicted model, not a curated record. Gene Ontology annotation, cellular component: nucleus. The transcript has 5 exons. NCBI's taxonomy places the organism in Eukaryota, Apicomplexa, Aconoidasida, Piroplasmida, Theileriidae. Gene Ontology annotation, molecular function: ubiquitin conjugating enzyme activity. Gene Ontology annotation, biological process: ubiquitin-dependent protein catabolic process; protein polyubiquitination.
AUGACUUCCAAAGGUUCACACAUAAGGAAGCAAUGUGAUUUUACAAAACUUCUAAUGGCCGGUUACGACCUGGAAUUGGUAAACGGCAGCACUCAGGAGUUCAACGUUACCUUUCAUGGUCCUAACGGAACUGUAUAUGAGGAUGGAGUGUGGCAAGUCCACGUCAUACUACCGGACGACUACCCUUUCGCGUCACCCUCAAUAGGAUUUAUGAAUAAAAUGCUACAUCCUAAUGUAGAUGAGUCAUCGGGGUCAGUGUGCCUCGAUGUCAUAAAUGAGACAUGGACGCCAAUAUAUAGCUUGGUUAACGUUUUUGACGUUUUCCUACCACAAUUAUUGACAUACCCAAACCCAUCGGAUCCACUAAACAAUGAGGCAGCGGCCUUAAUGAUGUUGGAUAAAACAACAUAUGAAGAAAAAGUUAGAGAGCACGUAAGAAUACACGCAAGUAAAGAAAUGUGGGAGAAAAGGAGAGGAUUCACUAAUCAAGAAUCAUUAUCAGUUACAAAUGACGGAGAACCGAGUGACAUAGAGAGCACAGUAGAUGAAGCAGAGUUAGAAGAUUUCUAA